AUGCCAGCUCAAGGUGGUUUGGUUGGUGUGAGGGUGACAGAAAAAGAUGUUGCUAUUUUUGGGAAGAGGGACAAGCCUCGUAUACACGCAAUCCGACCCAAAUCAUGGGAACAUCCUACUGACCUGCACACUGUAGCAUUGGGAUCCAAUAUCACGGCGCAUUAUUUGGCAGUUGGUGGCAGAUGGUGGCAGAUGACAGUGGUUGACCAUGCCAUAACAUCAGUCAACGGGCCCCGUUACGACGAGACAUCAAACUUGUGUGGCCCCACGUCCCACCCUGGAAUCAGGACCAUCGGAUCGGAUGGGUCAGGCCAGGCCAGGCCAGACAAGGUCAGGUCAGGUCAGGAACAAGCGAAGCAGUACAGUAUCAACAGUCCACAGUAUCUACAGUACAGCAAACACCCCACAUCAACAAAAACUCAAACUCAAAUCCAGUCUACCACGGACUCGGACUACGCGGACAGAUAG
This is a messenger RNA of Fusarium graminearum PH-1, 468 nucleotides long. RefSeq lists its product as uncharacterized. The transcript is spliced from 4 exons. The record is from RefSeq and is a predicted model, not a curated record. The coding region runs from base 1 to 468 and encodes 155 amino acids. Lineage: Eukaryota; Fungi; Ascomycota; Sordariomycetes; Hypocreales; Nectriaceae.